UCCUCAAAGUGAGGUCUAUAAAUGGUGCCUAGUUUCAUCAAACUUGAGAGCAGAGUAACACAGAGUAGUUCUCUCAUUCUCAUAUCUCCACUCUCAAUCAAACAAUUAUGACUAUGGAAGAAGGAAGUGUUGGGAGUGAGGAGUACACACAAGAUGGAACAGUGAAUAUUAAAGGAAAACCUGCUCUUAGAUCCAAAAGUGGUGGUUGGAAAGCUUGCUCCUUUGUUGUUGUAUAUGAGGUGUUUGAAAGAAUGGCUUAUUAUGGGAUAUCAUCAAACUUGAUCCUGUAUUUGACAACAAAGCUUCACCAAGGCACAGUUAAAUCUUCAAACAAUGUAACCAAUUGGGUUGGGACAAGUUGGAUCACACCCAUUUUAGGUGCCUAUAUUGCCGAUGCUCAUCUUGGCCGCUAUUGGACUUUUGUUAUUGCCUCUACCAUUUAUCUCUCGGGCAUGUGUCUGCUAACACUAGCAGUUUCCCUUCCAAGCCUAAAACCGCCACAAUGCUUUGACAAAGACAUAACAAAAUGUGGCAAAGCGUCCACACUCCAACUAGCAGUGUUCUAUGGUGCACUCUACACUCUAGCAGUUGGAACAGGUGGAACAAAGCCCAACAUCUCCACCAUUGGUGCUGACCAAUUUGAUGACUUUCAUCCAAAGGAGAAGCUCCACAAGCUAUCCUUCUUCAACUGGUGGAUGUUCAGCAUCUUCUUUGGGACACUCUUUGCAAACACUGUGUUGGUCUAUAUUCAAGACAAUGUAGGUUGGAGCCUUGGUUAUGCACUUCCAACACUUGGCCUUUUAGUUUCAAUCAUGAUAUUCUUGUCAGGGACACCCUUUUAUAGGCACAAGGUGCCUGCAGGGAGUACCUUCACUAGAAUGGCUAGGGUCAUAGUUGCUUCUUUCAGGAAAUGGAAUGUGCCUAUUCCUAAAGAUACUAAAGAAUUCUAUGAACUUGAUGUGGAGGAGUAUGCAAAGAAAGGGACUUAUCGGAUUGAUUCCACCCCAAAUUUGAGGUUCCUUGACAAGGCUUGUGUGAAAACAAGUUCAACCAACAAUCCAUGGAAGCUAUGCACUGUGACACAAGUAGAAGAAACAAAGCAAAUGCUAAAGAUGGUUCCAAUUUUGAUGGCAACAUUUGUUCCAAGCACAAUGAUGGCUCAGGUAAACACAUUGUUUGUGAAGCAAGGAACCACCCUUGACAGACACGUCGGAAGCUUCAAGAUUCCCCCGGCGAGCUUAGGCGCAUUCGUGACGAUCUCUUUGCUCACCUGCAUCGUCCUCUACGACCGUGUCUUCGUGCGGAUUAUAAGAAGGUUCACCAAGAACCCAAGAGGGAUCAGGCUCCUUCAAAGAAUGGGAAUUGGCAUUGUUUUACACAUCUUGGUCAUGACCGUUGCAUCAAUCACUGAGAAUUAUAGGCUUAAGGUUGCAAGAAAUCAUGGUGUUGUAGAAAGUGGUGCACAGGUUCCUUUAAGCAUAUUCAUUUUGCUUCCACAGUUCAUACUCAUGGGAACCGCCGAUGCCUUCUUGGAGGUUGCGAAAAUCGAGUUCUUCUACGAUCAGGCACCGGAGAACAUGAAGAGCCUUGGGACUGCAUAUUCCUCUGUUACAUUAGGAGUUGGGAAUUUCAUAAGCUCUUUCCUUUUAUCAACCGUGGCACGGGUUACUCAGGAACAUGGUCAUAGAGGGUGGAUAUUGAACAACUUGAAUGAGUCACAUCUUGAUUACUACUAUGCAUUUUUUGCAUUGCUGAAUUUCCUCAACUUUAUUUUCUUCCUAUUUGUUUCAAGGUUCUAUGUGUACAGAGCAGAGGUUUCUGAUUCCAUACAAGUGCUUGCAAAAGAGUUGGAGGAGAAGAAAGUGACUGUGUCUAAUAACUAUGUGAAUCCCAAAGACUAAUAGAGUAGAUAAAAUUGGUAUACAACUUUGGGAAUUGAAAAUAUGGUUGUGUGUGAUGAUUUCUCUCCUUAUUCUGUAGAGUGUUUGAGAAAUAUGAAAUAUCUCAGGCUGAUAUAAAAGAAGAACAAGGACAAGAUUCAGAGAAAAAGGGAUGUGUAAUGUGUUUGACACUUUUUUUCAGUUUUAAUCCCUUUUUCUUUCUUUUUUAGAAAUCGUAGGUUUUUUUAACCAAUAACUUGUAAAAUAAAAUGUUGAAGAAAAGAAUCUAUAAGGUUAGAUUUUGUCA
Messenger RNA from Arachis duranensis, 2187 nucleotides. Its product is annotated as protein NRT1/ PTR FAMILY 5.2. The transcript has 4 exons. Gene Ontology annotation, molecular function: dipeptide transmembrane transporter activity; tripeptide transmembrane transporter activity. Lineage: Eukaryota; Viridiplantae; Streptophyta; Magnoliopsida; Fabales; Fabaceae. The record is from RefSeq and is a predicted model, not a curated record. The coding region runs from base 108 to 1901 and encodes 597 amino acids. Gene Ontology annotation, biological process: dipeptide transport; transmembrane transport. Gene Ontology annotation, cellular component: membrane.